CUACUUUCAAGACAUCAACACGACUCUUCCUCCCUCCUCACAGCCCAGUCAGGAUACUUUCCCAGCAAUCUUUUACCCGUCGUCUUCGUAACCAAUCGUCGCCAUGUCUGCCGCCGCCACCCCCAAGAUUAUACUGUACACGAACCAUAACUGCCCUUGGGCUCACCGCGCCCACAUCGCCCUCGCCGAGCUCGGCCUGCCGUUCGAGGAGGAGAUCGUCGACCUCUCGGUGCCGCGCACGCCCGAGUACCUCCGCAUCAACCCGCGCGGACUGGUGCCGUCCAUCUCGUACGACGGCGAGAUCGUCACCGAGUCCGCCAUCGUCGCCCAGUUCCUCGCCGACGCCCACCCGUCCCACCUCGUGCCCGUCGCGGGCUCCAAGGACGCCGCCCUGCGCCGCGCGCGCAUCGCCUUCUUCGUCGACACCUACUUCAGCAAGGCCAACUCCUUGCUCUUCAAGCUGCAGCUCUCAAAGUCCGACGCCGAGGUCGCCGAGGUUGCCGCGACCUUCGUCGACAUCAUCGCCAAGGAGAUCGAGCCGCUGUUGAAGAACGCGGCGCCGUAUUUCGACGGCAGCGACAAGGUUACUUUGGCCGAGGUCCUCACCGGUUCCUUUACGCUGAGGCUCUUUUCCUUCGCCAAGCACGAACUCGUCCCCAAAACCAUCCUGAGCUCCCUCGAGGAGAGGGCGCCGGCCUUCUACAAGUGGGCGCAGGUCGUCAAUGCCACGCCCAGUGUCAACGGCAUUUACAACGAGGAGGUCGUCGUCGAAAAGACGCGGGAAAGAAUCUCUAGCAUGAAGGCCGCCCAGGCCUAAAUGUCCUCCUCGUGGGAUGAUGGUCUUUUCCGCUGCAGGGCUUUCGGAAGCUUAAUCAGUCUCAUCCAUAGCUGGCGUAAAUAAUUACUUUUCAACCCCCC
Colletotrichum destructivum is the source of this 918-nucleotide messenger RNA. Its product is annotated as Putative glutathione S-transferase, Thioredoxin-like superfamily, glutathione transferase family. The transcript has 3 exons. NCBI's taxonomy places the organism in Eukaryota, Fungi, Ascomycota, Sordariomycetes, Glomerellales, Glomerellaceae. The coding region runs from base 104 to 817 and encodes 237 amino acids. Gene Ontology annotation, cellular component: cytoplasm. The record is from RefSeq and is a predicted model, not a curated record.